This is a messenger RNA of Gymnogyps californianus (California condor), 535 nucleotides long. It is a transcript of the gene S100A11, whose product is annotated as S100 calcium binding protein A11. Gene Ontology annotation, biological process: regulation of cell population proliferation. The transcript is spliced from 3 exons. Gene Ontology annotation, cellular component: cytoplasm. NCBI's taxonomy places the organism in Eukaryota, Metazoa, Chordata, Aves, Accipitriformes, Cathartidae. The coding region runs from base 106 to 399 and encodes 97 amino acids. Gene Ontology annotation, molecular function: calcium-dependent protein binding; calcium ion binding. The record is from RefSeq and is a predicted model, not a curated record.
AAGGGCGGUGGCUGCGGGGUGAGGCUCAUAACCACCCCGGCUCCUGCUUUGCCACAUUGCACCGCAGCCGUGCUGAGGACCGAGCCCCCUCCUCGCACCCCAACCAUGCCCACGGAGACCGAACGCUGCAUCGAGUCCCUGCUGGCCGUCUUCCAGCGGUACGCGGGGCGCGAAGGGGACAACUGCACACUCUCCAAGAGGGAGUUCCUGGCCUUCAUGAACACCGAGCUGGCUGCCUUCACAAAGAAUCAGAAGGACCCAGGUGUCGUGGACAGGAUGAUGAAGAAACUCGAUUUGAAUAGUGACGGGCAGCUAGACUUCCAGGAGUUCCUGAACCUCAUUGGGGGCAUUGCGUUGGCCUGCCACAAUACCCUGGUUGUUAAGACCCCUGGCCCCUAGCCCUGGCUGCUGCAUCUCCCCCACCACUGUGAACAUUCCUCGAACAAGACCGAUGCAAAGCUGGAAGCAGUGCCCUUAAGAUAGGGACAUCCCCAUCUCUCAUUUUUAUGUAUAAAAUAAAAGGUUUAAAAUCCUA